Molecule: messenger RNA, 1631 nt
Organism: Tripterygium wilfordii
Lineage: Eukaryota; Viridiplantae; Streptophyta; Magnoliopsida; Celastrales; Celastraceae
Product: probable serine/threonine-protein kinase PIX13
Exons: 6
Coding region: 225-1481 (418 amino acids)
Biological process (GO): protein phosphorylation
Molecular function (GO): ATP binding; protein kinase activity
Source: RefSeq, a predicted model, not a curated record
AGCGACUUAGACAGGAACACAAAAAGUCCAAUUUUUUUGUGUCGCUAAUAACUUUCUUUUUUUCCUUCCACUUUCUUUGGGUUGUUUCUUCCUCAAUUUCCGAGAGAGAGAAAAAGGAAAGAGAAAGAAACAGUCGUCUUUAAAGUUUGAACAUCUCUUGCAUAUCUAAAAUCGUAGUAUAUUUGGAGAUUCUGAAUCCAGGGUGGGGGAAGAGAGGAGCAAAUAUGGGAAACAACUGCUGCUUCAGAAGUCGUCCAGUAGCAGUGAAUCAUCAUAAUUCAGACACCACCAAAUCCAGAAGCCCAGAAACAGAGAGGGCCGAGAAUAGCCAAGAAAAUGGAGGGAUUAUGGUCGGAAAGAAUAUUAGUGAAAGCCAAGAAGAUGUCAAGGAAGAAGUUCGUUUGGAAAGUGAAGCAAAUACUUCGACCACAACAAAAAAAAUCAUGCCAUCAAGUGGUAGAAUUCUUACACCAAACCUUAAAAUCUUCACAUUAGCAGAGCUCAAGAGCGCAACCAGGAACUUCAGACCAGAUACAGUGCUUGGUGAAGGUGGAUUUGGGAGGGUCUUCCGGGGUUGGGUUGACCAUAAGACAUAUGCACCUUCAAAGGCUGGUGUUGGGAUGGCCGUCGCUGUUAAGAAGUCAAACCCUGAUAGCUCCCAAGGCUUAGAGGAAUGGCAGGCGGAAGUCAAAUUUCUUGGCAAGUUUUCACAUCCUAACCUAGUCAAGCUCUUGGGGUACUGUUGGGAGGAAUCACAGUUUCUACUUGUGUAUGAAUACAUGCAAAAAGGGAGCCUGGAAAACCACCUCUUUAGAAAUGGCGGAGAGCCACUUUCUUGGGAGACUCGACUUAAGAUUGCAAUUGAAGCAGCAAAAGGGCUCGAUUACUUGCACACUUCGGAGAAAAGUGUGAUAUACAGAGACUUUAAGGCAUCCAAUAUUUUGUUGGAUGGGGCCUUCCAUGCAAAACUUUCUGAUUUUGGGCUUGCGAAAUUCGGCCCAUUAAAUGGCAACUCUCAUAUAACCACUAGGGUUAUGGGCACGUAUGGUUAUGCAGCUCCAGAAUACGUUGCUACUGGUCACUUAUAUGUGAAGAGUGACGUCUACGGCUUCGGUGUGGUGUUGCUUGAGAUGUUGACAGGGUUACGAGCCCUGGACACAAAUCGACCCUCAAACAAGCACAAUCUGGUGGAGUGGGCUAACCCAUCUCUGUCUAGCAAAAGCAAGCUGAAGAAAAUAAUGGACCCAAGGCUAGAGAAGAACUACCCAAUAAAUGGUGCAAUGAAAGCAGGUGAGCUUAUACUGAAAUGUUUGGAAGGCGACCCCAAGAAGAGGCCAUCCAUGAACGACGUUUUGGAUGAUUUGGUGAGGAUAAGUGAGAUGAAAGAGAAAUCAAAGGAACGGAAAUCCAAAGAUAAAGAGAGUCAUCAACGAUCACCGAUUCAUCGUAAGCAUGGUGGUAAGGAUAUUCCAUAUAUAUAAUUCUACACAUCAAUAUCGAAGCCUGAUGUUGUAGUUAUUGCAAAGAAAUGUAAACGAGUAUUAGUGUACGUAUGUAGUUCCAUAUUAAUGGACAGAUUUUGUAUCAUCUUUCGUUUUGAAGCAAAGCAAUGUUCUUUUUUUUUUUUUUUU